Hermetia illucens (black soldier fly) is the source of this 666-nucleotide messenger RNA. RefSeq lists its product as uncharacterized. The transcript has 5 exons. NCBI's taxonomy places the organism in Eukaryota, Metazoa, Arthropoda, Insecta, Diptera, Stratiomyidae. The record is from RefSeq and is a predicted model, not a curated record. Bases 40 to 654 code for a protein of 204 amino acids.
UUACUAUUUAAAAAACCCGAAGUGUUCUAUAAGAGAAAAAUGUCCACUAGGAGGGAGAAGCCUUGCCGCCUGACCACUCAUCAGGACUCUUCAACUGAUUUUCCAGGGGACACAUUCAAGUCCUUUGAGAGAGACCUAAUUUUAAAAGAGAAAAGUGCAGAUAACUCACUUUUAUUCAAUAACGAUAGAAGUUUUGAAACAAUUCAAGGUUUUGGGAAAGCAGCUGACCAUACAACAGAUUAUUCAUUUUUACACCAGGACCCAUUCACACCAAUCAGGAACAGUUUUCCUACAAACAACUCCUUCUUCAACCAGUCGCUCAACGAGCCAAGCAAUACUAUUGGCAUAUCAGAAUCUGAGACUAGACCAAUAUAUUUUCUUGACAAUGGAAAGGAAUACCAUAAGCCAUAUUUAGACAACGACUCCCUAUUCCAUCAAAAUUUCAACUUUUCGGACCCAGGUCAAUUACGCGCUAAUAUGAAGCGGAAGCGAUAUUUCCGCAGCAGUCCUCCAUCAUCACCAAUUCGUAUGGACUUUUCCUUCGAAAUCAGGCACCAAAAACUCAUCCGUUCGACUGACCAAUUAAUAAAAUCAAUUGAAAGGGAUUUGAUGAAACCGCUUCAUUUCAAGUACAACCCAAGAAAUGACUUUUAAGAUAUUGGUAAU